This is a messenger RNA of Daphnia magna, 279 nucleotides long. RefSeq lists its product as uncharacterized. Bases 1 to 279 code for a protein of 92 amino acids. NCBI's taxonomy places the organism in Eukaryota, Metazoa, Arthropoda, Branchiopoda, Diplostraca, Daphniidae. The transcript has a single exon. The record is from RefSeq and is a predicted model, not a curated record.
AUGGAUGAGCCUAUGGAUAUCGGUGAAGUCUUGCCGGACGAAAACAUUCCAUUUGCUAUCCAUAUCCAAGCGCCAGUCAACGAUGAAUUCGCUCCGGAUGAAGCAGAUGAUAACAACAAUGAUUUCCAAACAGCUACCGACAAUGACUUACUAGUUGAAGAUGUUUUUACGCAGGACGCACUGCUUAUUGGUGAACAGCCAGCUGAAGCUACCGGAAUCGAAGCGGAAUUAUCUCAGCAAAUUAUACCGCAUGAGAAUGCUCCCUGCCUCCGCAGGUGA